Messenger RNA from Puccinia graminis f. sp. tritici CRL 75-36-700-3, 740 nucleotides. RefSeq lists its product as uncharacterized. The record is from RefSeq and is a predicted model, not a curated record. The transcript has a single exon. The coding region runs from base 43 to 531 and encodes 162 amino acids. NCBI's taxonomy places the organism in Eukaryota, Fungi, Basidiomycota, Pucciniomycetes, Pucciniales, Pucciniaceae.
AAAAACUUUGCCAAAAAAAUCACAAACUCCCCUUUCAAACAAAUGCCUUCUCUCAUCGACGAAGUCGAAACCCCCUCGACUUUCGCCAUGCGGACUGGCAACCUCCCUGCAGGAACCUCAGUGGUGACAAGUACAUUGGUGGACUCGCUCCGCAAACGAAUCGACACGUUGGCCGCCCAAAACGGGUUAUCAGACACAGAGAUCACGAUUGACUCGACAUCAGAACAAGCGGGACAUGACGCGACGAUCGUAGAAACGCAGGCUGGUCUGCCUCAACACGAUUCUCCGCCAUUGGCGAUGCUCAAAACUCUCUUGAAGGACCCCGCCUGUCACCAGAAUGGCGCUGUACAACUCGAUAAUCAAACCGUCUCACGUUUGCUCCAACUCAUGGAUACCGAGGCCGAAGAAAUACACCAAUUGCAGAUCGCUGCCGAGCAGCUUGCCCGAGACCUCCAAACCCGUGUCGAGGCCAUGGAAGCUACCCCACCCUCCCCCGCUACUCAACCUCAACCCAAAACAAGCAAGCAGUAAGCCUCAAACACAAAACCAACAUACCAAAUUAGAAAUGGCAGCGGCUCGACCUGGCCUCACAAUCAUACACUCAAAGGUUGGAACCUCUCCGCGCAAUGAAUUUGUCAUUCAGCUGGCCACAUAAUCCGAACAGGGGAUUCACAAAUGGGACAAUCUAGUUGAUAAUAGCAAUGAAGAUUUGGAUAAUGAGUCUCAUUGGUUUGUUUGAC